This is a messenger RNA of Meloidogyne enterolobii, 777 nucleotides long. The record is from the annotation of a GenBank genome assembly. Lineage: Eukaryota; Metazoa; Nematoda; Chromadorea; Rhabditida; Meloidogynidae.
AUGUCGUCAAUAAAUAAUCAAUCAACAUCCACAAAAAGAAAUGCAAAUAAGCCAUUAAAUUUAUCUGGCACAUCAGUUAACGACAAACGCUCACGACUAAUUGAGCAAAUCAAUAAUUUAAAUUUUCAAGAAAUUUUACAACAAAUGAAUAACGACACCACAACACCUCCGUGGGUAAAAAUUCUAAUGACCCAAAUGCAGCAGAUAUUAACAUUGACUUCUGAAUUGAUAGUGGAACAACAACAACAAACUGGGAAUCAACAAUCUAACCAACUUCAAUAUGGUGAAUUUAGGCAAGAAAUGGAAGAGAAGGAAAGACGCCACUGUCUCGUGCUUAAUGGAUUACCAGAAAGUGAACAAGCCGAAUCAAUGGAGAAGGCUAAGGAUGAUCAACAACGAGUUUUACAGGUUUUAAAUGAAUGUAAGGUUUCAAGUGCUUUGCCAAGUGGGAUUUUUCGUAUGGGGAAAAUUAAUCAAAAUAAACCUCGCCCAAUUAAAAUUAAAUUUCCUUGUUCAUAUGCUGUUCGGGAGGCACUCUCAGGCAAAAAAUUUCUAAAAAAUCAAUACAAACAUUUACAUUUGCGAGAGUCCCUUUCCAAAACAGAACUUGCCAAUCGAUCCAUUCUUAUUAAAGAGUGUCAUGAAAAACGUAAGGCGCAUCCCGGUGCCGACUUCAUUAUAUAUGCAGGUAUGGUAAUUUUGCGGGAGGAGAUCCCAAUUUUUCGCACAACCAUAAAUACAAAUCCACACUCAAAAAACUUAAUCUCCUCCCACUAA